AUAACGAAACGUCUUACAAGAACUACAUACGUUCUUUCAAAGCUCUUUGUCUUUCAAAAUGGAGAUUGUUAGAUUCGCCCUCGCCGUUGUUUUUGUACUUUACUCCGUAUCAUCAUCUAACGCGGCAACUGCACCACCGAGCGGUGGUGGCGGAGGAGAUGCUCAGGCAAUGCCGUGUAUACAGAAACUUAUGCCGUGUCAGCCGUUUCUUCACUCGGUGAUUCCACCACCGCCUCCAUCGUGUUGCCUGCCGAUGAAGGCGAUCGUCGCCAACGACGCGACGUGUCUUUGCUCCGUGUUCAACAACGUAGAUAUGCUCAAAUCGCUUAACCUCACUAAAGACAACGCUCUUGAUCUCCCUAAAGCUUGUGGCGCCAACCCUGACAUCUCACUAUGCAAAGCCAGCCCCGCGGGUGGUACUACUACGAAUUCGACGUCGCCGGCAACUCCCAAAACUCCUCCGGUGUCUUCCACUGGAAGCGGUUCCACCGGAGCUUCUCCUUCAACGACCUCACCGACAAGCUCUGCUCCGGCCAUCAACUUCGCCGGACUAAGCUUCGCAUCGACUAUCGUGGCAUUGGCAACGACCCUCUUCUGAUCUACUACUAUAUAUUACAUUUACGUCUUUAUUCAUUGUUAGAUAGGUUUAAUCUGUUCGAAAUUAUAUUUGGUUACGUACUUAAUAUUCAUAUGUUGUGUUCAAAAAGAAAAAAAUAAUAUUCAUAUGUAAUG
Molecule: messenger RNA, 732 nt
Organism: Brassica oleracea var. oleracea
Lineage: Eukaryota; Viridiplantae; Streptophyta; Magnoliopsida; Brassicales; Brassicaceae
Product: lipid transfer-like protein VAS
Exons: 3
Coding region: 59-598 (179 amino acids)
Source: RefSeq, a predicted model, not a curated record